AUGUCGUACUACUUUACCAUCCUCUCCCCCACCGACGCCCCGCUGUUCAACAUCGCCUUUGGCACGUCUAAGAGCGGCGGCGAUGGCAUUGCCCGCUUCCGCUUCCCUGACACCGCGCAGUACAUGAACCAGUUUAUUAUCCACUCUAGUUUGGAUAUUGUUGAGGAGGCGCAGUGGAUGAAUGGGAAUAU
Molecule: messenger RNA, 191 nt
Organism: Aspergillus candidus
Lineage: Eukaryota; Fungi; Ascomycota; Eurotiomycetes; Eurotiales; Aspergillaceae
Exons: 1
Biological process (GO): endoplasmic reticulum to Golgi vesicle-mediated transport
Source: RefSeq, a predicted model, not a curated record